AUGGGCAGGAAGAAGAUCCAGAUCCAGCGGAUCACGGACGAGCGCAACAGGCAGGUGACCUUCACCAAGCGCAAAUUUGGCUUGAUGAAGAAAGCCUACGAGCUGAGCGUCCUGUGCGACUGUGAGAUCGCCCUCAUCAUCUUCAACCACUCCAACAAGCUCUUCCAGUAUGCCAGCACCGACAUGGACAAGGUGCUCCUCAAGUACACCGAGUACAACGAGCCCCAUGAGAGCAGGACCAAUGCAGACAUCAUCGAG
This is a messenger RNA of Acanthisitta chloris (rifleman), 258 nucleotides long. RefSeq names its product myocyte-specific enhancer factor 2D homolog. Lineage: Eukaryota; Metazoa; Chordata; Aves; Passeriformes; Acanthisittidae. Gene Ontology annotation, molecular function: protein dimerization activity; RNA polymerase II cis-regulatory region sequence-specific DNA binding; DNA-binding transcription factor activity, RNA polymerase II-specific. The transcript has 2 exons. The annotation marks the transcript as partial. The record is from RefSeq and is a predicted model, not a curated record. Gene Ontology annotation, biological process: positive regulation of transcription by RNA polymerase II; cell differentiation.